Molecule: messenger RNA, 594 nt
Organism: Coniophora puteana RWD-64-598 SS2
Lineage: Eukaryota; Fungi; Basidiomycota; Agaricomycetes; Boletales; Coniophoraceae
Exons: 1
Source: RefSeq, a predicted model, not a curated record
UCAGACACCAGUCUGCGCUCCCUCUACAAUCGAGCGGCAAAGGCCUUCAUUCACCGCGACUUCCUCACAACCUUCAAUCUCGUUAACACUGCUUUCUCUACCCUCACAGCUCCUCAAGAUGCCUCUCCGGAUGGUCUUGGCGCCCAUAGGAGAAAGUGGGAUAUACUUCGCAUAACCCUGGACACCACUGUAUACCACUCGCCCGUAGAUAAAGACAGUCUCCCAAAAGCAUUGCGCGCCAAUCUACUGCUCUCGUCUCAUGCCUUCAUUGCAACGCUGCACACUCGCUCCCUAGACCUCUUCACUCCCUCGAGUAUGCAACACCAUCCACGAUCAUCCUUCCUACCGCAUCAGGUUCUCGUUACUCUCGUCGCGUCGAGCCUCAAGAUCGAUACUCCGGACUUUGGACGAGGCAUAGUAGAGGAGUGGCUCUCACAUCGCGUACAUAGUGAGGCCCAGCUGGGAGAUCUAGAAGGUUAUGAGAAGGUGCUCGAGAUGUACUGUCUUCAUGUCCUGCCGCGGAUGGAAGGUUGGGACUACGCGAAGCAGUUCCUGGACUAUGAGAGCGAACUCCCGCAUGAACGGAAGAAGGUG